UUAGCUGUAAGGAGAUUAACAAAGGUUAACAGAGCUUCAAAACUCAGUUUCUUAGCAGCGAUAUGUGUUUCAGUUUGUCUCAGAAGUGAGGAGGGGCGGAGGAAGGACUCUGCUGGUCGAUCUGUCUUCAGUGAUCACAUGCUGUCAGUUGAAGAGAAUCUAAAAUACCUUGCUAAGCUCCUUAUGACGCUCAGAGAGCAGCUCCUUCUUUGAACAUUUAACCCUAAAACCAGAACCCAGAACACUGAACCCUCAAUUCAAGACCAUGAACUCUGAAAACCAGAAUACAGAACAUUGAUCUCUGAUCCCACUAGACAAUGAAUCCUACGAACUAUGAACCCUAAAAUCUGAACCCUGAUCACUGAACCCAGAACACCACACUGGACUACGACUUGAGUCUACGCUUGGCACCAUUUUGUUUGUCAGAACCAGGAGCAAGCCCAUCAGGUUUGUACAGACCAAAACCAAAAAAAACAACUCAAACUCAGCACGCUGUGGGAUGUUCUCCUCAUCGCUUUAGAACCUUUCAUUCUUUUAGAAACCAAAGGUUUUAGACAGACUUUUUGGGGAAUAUAUUUGAAGUGACUCAUUUAAGAUAUUUAGGAGACAAGAGUCUUUCUGAUUUGAUUGUUCUUCAGUGUGGUUGUUACACCUUCAGUCAAGAUGGUUAAUGACUAAUUAAUGAACCAAAGGUUUCUAACAUGAUCACUAACAGAGCCAGCUGGAAGUUUAGCCACAGAGACAAUGUUGACAAUCGACAUGCUCAGAAUGCAGUACCUAGUGGUCGUAAGCAGUACAGCACCUUGAGGAGGUCCGGUUGUCCAGCAUGUUUUUGCCAACGUGAGACGUAAGAACCGGAGAGACAUGGCGGUCGGGAAACUGAGCUUCACCAAGCCGGAAAGAGAGAAGCUCGCCGAGGUGCUCUGGCUGCUCAACUGGAUCUCGGUGCUGACAGGAGCCCUUCUGUUUGGCCUGGGCCUUUUCCUCAAAGUGGAGAUCCAGAAAUGGCAGGAAUUGAUGUCAGAGGGGAUCCUCCAUGUGCCACAUAUGCUGAUCACCACCGGCCUGGCGGCCUGCUGCAUCAACUUCCUGGGCGGGAAGAUCUGCCUGGACUGCACCGACACCAACAAGUUUCUUCGCUGGAAGUUGGUGAUGAUGCCGUACAUUGUCUGCACCUUCUUCUUCACCUCCUGCAUCCUGUGGGGGGCGCUCACGUGCUACAGCGUCCGCAGCCAGCUCGAGGAGUCACUGUCGGGGGGCCUGAGGAACGCUAUGCGCUACUACAAGGACACGGACACGCCGGGCCGCUGCUACCUGAAGAAGACCCUGGACCUGCUGCAGAUCCAGUUCCAGUGCUGCGGGAUCUCUGGGUACCGGGACUGGUUCCACGUCCAGUGGAUCAGCAACCGCUACCUGGACAUGACCAGCAGCAGCGUGGUGGACCGCCUGAGGAGUAACGUGGAGGGGAAGUACCUGAUGGAUGGCGUUCCCUUCAGCUGCUGCAGUACCUUGUCCCCUCGGCCCUGCAUCCAGCAGCAGGUCAGCGACAGGUCGAUACACUUCAACUACGACCAGCGGAGCCAGCAGUUCAACUUGUGGAGGAGGGGCUGCCGACAGGCCCUGUUGGACCACUACACAGGCCUCAUGCAGUCCAUUGGCCUCACCGUGCUCCUCAUCUGGCUCUUUGAGCUGCUGGUUCUGACCGGAGUCCGUUACCUGCAGACAACCAUGGAGAAUGUUCUCCACCUGGGCGAUCCUGAUUCAGAGGUUGACGGUUGGAUACUGGAAAACAGCCUGGCGGAAACCGCCCGUUCUAACUUUAACAUCAUCAAGAACAUGGGGAAGUGUUACCAGGUGGACAAUGACCCCAACAUCAACAUCCCAACUGCCACCGCCGAGCAGGAGGUGCUGUCCUGCCAGGUCGGAACCCCUGUUACCGGCAUCCAGUAAAGCCAUGGACCUCUAGGUGGUUCGGGACCAAACUGAACAGGUUCAGAACCUCUAACUCUGGUGAUGCUUCCUGAGAACCCGGGUCUCAAGUACGGGAAGCUCUGAGGAGGAUCUGUCCUCGGUUCCUCCCACGUUCACUAUUCAAUGCCUUCCAUUUGUGAAGUUUGUCAAACGUUCGGCAGGUUCGUGGCCUUCAGAUGGAAGUCAAACCUUUUUGUGUGACAAAAUAUCUCAAGGUUUUUAUGCUGUUAGCAGGCUCAUUAGUUUACAGCUUUUCUGCCAGCUGAAGGGUUUAUACAUGUCACGUUAGAAGCUCUGUAAAGCUGGGAUUUGAGCUAAACGCUAAAGGCUGAUGAAUGUCUUACUAAAACAUUUACCUGACGAGGAUCGAUGAAGUUCAUCCUGAGGGGAAUACAAAUUGUGUUGAGACCAAUGAAUGUAAACAAAAAUGUUCUACCUUUUAAUCCUUAGGUUUCCAGUUUUCAGAUGAUACACCUCUGUGAAAGGAUGGCUCGCCUAAAAUAAAAUAAAAAUGAGAAACAUGGAGAAAUUAACCCAAGUACCAAAAAAACGUCAGUUCCUCAAAUAUCCACUAGAUGGUUGUCAUAGAGCUACAUGGUGAAAGGAACACGGAGCAGGUCCCUGAAGCUAACGCACCUCUUCACAACAACGAAAGGGCUGAAUAUCUUAAUUGAGGGUUAAAGUUAGUCAUGGGGGCGUGGCCUCUUUGAGGUGGGUGUGGUCUGAACCUAGGGUCUCUUUGCUGUGUCAUCCUUUCUAGAGUUUGUCUGCACCCCAAAUAUCAUACUUCUGUUUUUUGAAUAUUAUGAUAAUAAAUGAGAAACAUAUCAGCACCCAGCAGCAGGUAUUCUUCUUAAAGGAACAUUCCAAUAUUUGGUUUAUCUCUAUAUAAAUGGUUAGCUUAGCUUAGCAUUAAGCCUGGAAGUAUGUAGAAACAGCUAGCCUGAAAUCUCUCUGUUCCAUAGGAAACUAAACUGUGUGAUUAUUUUAUGAUUUCAAUAAAACUUUUUUGUAUUCA
Messenger RNA from Gasterosteus aculeatus aculeatus (three-spined stickleback), 2989 nucleotides. RefSeq names its product photoreceptor outer segment membrane glycoprotein 2. NCBI's taxonomy places the organism in Eukaryota, Metazoa, Chordata, Actinopteri, Perciformes, Gasterosteidae. Gene Ontology annotation, biological process: visual perception. The record is from RefSeq and is a predicted model, not a curated record. Gene Ontology annotation, cellular component: plasma membrane.